Otolemur garnettii (small-eared galago) is the source of this 5656-nucleotide messenger RNA. RefSeq names its product TATA-box binding protein associated factor 1 (gene TAF1). Gene Ontology annotation, cellular component: transcription factor TFIID complex. The record is from RefSeq and is a predicted model, not a curated record. Gene Ontology annotation, molecular function: DNA binding; TBP-class protein binding; histone acetyltransferase activity. The transcript has 37 exons. The coding region runs from base 5 to 5494 and encodes 1829 amino acids. NCBI's taxonomy places the organism in Eukaryota, Metazoa, Chordata, Mammalia, Primates, Galagidae. Gene Ontology annotation, biological process: RNA polymerase II preinitiation complex assembly; transcription by RNA polymerase II; DNA-templated transcription initiation.
GUCUAUGGGACCAGACUGGGAUUUGUUGCUGCCUUCCGCAGCUGCUGGCGCUGUAGUCGCCAUCAUGUCAGAUACAGACAGCGAUGAAGAUUCUGCUGGAGGCGGGCCAUUUUCUUUAACCGGUUUUCUUUUCGGCAACAUCAAUGGAGCCGGGCAGUUGGAGGGGGAAAGCGUCUUGGAUGAUGAGUGUAAGAAGCACUUGGCAGGCUUGGGGGCUUUGGGUCUGGGCAGCCUGAUCACUGAACUCACGGCAAAUGAAGAAUUGACUGGGACUGACGGUGCCUUGGUAAAUGAUGAAGGAUGGGUCAGGAGUACUGAAGAUGCUGUGGACUACUCAGACAUCAAUGAGGUAGCAGAAGAUGAAAGCCGAAGAUACCAGCAGACAAUGGGGAGCUUGCAGGCCCUUUGCCACUCAGAUUAUGAUGAAGAUGACUAUGAUGCUGAUUGUGAAGACAUUGAUUGCAAGUUAAUGCCUCCCCCACCUCCACCCUCAGGACCAGUGAAGAAGGAUAAGGACCAAGAUGCUAUUACUGGUGUGUCUGAAGAUGGAGAAGGCAUCAUCUUGCCCUCCAUCAUUGCCCCUUCCUCUUUGGCCUCAGAAAAAGUGGACUUCAGUAGUUCCUCUGACUCAGAAUCUGAGAUGGGACCUCAGGAUGCAACACAGGCAGAAUCUGAAGAUGGAAAGCUGACCCUACCAUUGGCCGGGAUUAUGCAGCAUGAUGCCACCAAAUUGUUGCCAAGUGUCACAGAACUUUUCCCAGAAUUUCGUCCUGGAAAGGUAUUACGCUUCCUUCGUCUUUUUGGACCUGGGAAGAAUGUCCCAUCUGUUUGGCGGAGUGCUCGGAGGAAGAGAAAAAAGAAGCACCGUGAGCUGAUACAAGAAGGGCAUAUCCAGGAGGUGGAAUGCUCAGUAGAAUCAGAAGUUAACCAGAAGUCUUUGUGGAACUAUGACUAUGCUCCACCACCACCUCCAGAGCAAUGUCUCUCUGAUGAUGAAAUCACAAUGAUGGCUCCUGUGGAGUCCAAAUUUUCCCAAUCAACUGGAGAUACAGAUAAAGUGACAGAUACGAAACCAAGAGUAGCAGAGUGGCGUUAUGGGCCUGCCCGACUGUGGUAUGAUAUGUUGGGUGUCCCUGAAGAUGGAAGUGGGUUUGACUAUGGCUUCAAACUGAGGAAGACAGAACAUGAACCUGUGAUAAAAUGUAAAAUGAUGGAGGUAAGCAAUACUGGACUAGGUUUUGCAGCCACUCUGGAUGAUGACAAACCUUGGUACUCUAUUUUUCCCAUUGACAAUGAGGAGCUGGUGUAUGGACGUUGGGAGGACAAUAUUAUUUGGGACGCUCAGGCCAUGCCCCGGCUUUUGGAGCCUCCUAUUUUGACACUUGAUCCCAACGAUGAAAACCUUAUUUUGGAAAUUCCUGAUGAAAAGGAAGAGGCCACUUCUAACUCUCCCUCCAAGGAAAGUAAAAAGGAAUCAUCUCUGAAGAAGAGUAGAAUUCUCUUAGGAAAAACAGGAGUCAUCAAGGAGGAACCACAGCAGAACAUGUCUCAGCCUGAAGUGAAAGAUCCAUGGAAUCUCUCCAAUGAUGAGUAUUACUACCCCAAGCAACAGGGUCUUCGAGGCACCUUUGGAGGGAAUAUUAUCCAGCAUUCAAUUCCUGCUGUGGAAUUACGGCAGCCUUUCUUUCCUACCCAUAUGGGACCGAUCAAACUCCGGCAGUUCCAUCGUCCGCCUUUGAAAAAGUACUCCUUUGGGGCAUUAUCUCAGCCAGGUCCCCACUCAGUCCAGCCUUUACUAAAGCACAUCAAAAAGAAGGCCAAGAUGAGAGAACAAGAGAGGCAAGCUUCAGGUGGUGGAGAGAUGUUUUUUAUGCGCACACCUCAGGACCUCACAGGAAAAGAUGGAGAUCUUAUUCUUGCAGAGUAUAGUGAGGAAAAUGGGCCCUUAAUGAUGCAGGUUGGCAUGGCAACCAAGAUAAAGAACUACUAUAAACGGAAACCUGGAAAAGACCCUGGAGCACCAGACUGUAAAUAUGGGGAAACUGUUUACUGUCAUACAUCUCCUUUCCUGGGCUCUCUCCAUCCUGGCCAAUUAUUGCAGGCAUUUGAGAACAACCUUUUUCGUGCUCCAAUUUAUCUUCAUAAGAUGCCAGAAACUGACUUCCUUAUCAUUCGGACAAGACAGGGUUACUAUAUUCGGGAAUUAGUGGAUAUUUUUGUGGUUGGCCAGCAAUGCCCCUUGUUUGAAGUUCCUGGGCCCAACUCAAAAAGGGCCAAUACACAUAUUCGAGACUUUCUACAGGUUUUUAUUUACCGCCUCUUCUGGAAGAGUAAAGAUCGGCCACGGCGGAUCAGAAUGGAAGAUAUAAAAAAAGCUUUUCCUUCCCAUUCAGAAAGCAGCAUCCGGAAGAGGCUAAAGCUCUGUGCUGACUUCAAACGCACAGGGAUGGACUCAAACUGGUGGGUGCUGAAGUCAGAUUUUCGUCUACCAACUGAAGAGGAGAUCAGAGCUAUGGUGUCACCAGAGCAAUGCUGUGCUUAUUAUAGCAUGAUAGCUGCAGAGCAGCGGCUGAAGGAUGCUGGUUAUGGUGAGAAAUCCUUUUUUGCUCCAGAAGAAGAAAAUGAGGAAGAUUUUCAGAUGAAGAUUGAUGAUGAGGUUCGCACUGCUCCUUGGAACACCACAAGGGCCUUCAUUGCUGCCAUGAAGGGCAAGUGUCUCCUGGAGGUGACUGGGGUGGCAGAUCCCACAGGGUGUGGUGAAGGAUUCUCCUAUGUGAAGAUUCCAAAUAAGCCAACACAGCAGAAGGAUGAUAAGGAACCUCAGCCAGUGAAAAAGACAGUGACAGGAACAGAUGCAGACCUCCGUCGCCUUUCCCUGAAAAAUGCAAAGCAACUUUUGCGUAAAUUUGGCGUGCCUGAGGAAGAGAUUAAGAAGUUGUCCCGCUGGGAAGUGAUCGAUGUAGUGCGUACAAUGUCAACAGAACAGGCCCGCUCUGGAGAGGGGCCCAUGAGUAAAUUUGCCCGUGGAUCAAGGUUUUCUGUGGCUGAACAUCAGGAGCGUUAUAAAGAGGAAUGUCAGCGCAUCUUUGAUCUACAGAACAAGGUUUUGUCAUCAACUGAAGUAUUAUCAACUGACACAGACAGCAGCUCAGCUGAAGAUAGUGAUUUUGAAGAAAUGGGAAAAAACAUUGAGAACAUGUUACAGAAUAAGAAAACCAGCUCUCAGCUAUCACGUGAACGGGAGGAGCAGGAGAGGAAGGAACUACAGCGGAUGCUACUUGCAGCAGGCUCAACAGCAUCAGGAAACAAUCACAGAGAUGAUGACACAGCUUCUGUGACUAGCCUUAACUCUUCUGCCACUGGCCGCUGUCUCAAGAUUUAUCGCACAUUUCGAGAUGAAGAGGGGAAAGAGUAUGUUCGCUGUGAGACGGUCCGAAAACCAGCCGUUAUUGAUGCCUAUGUGCGCAUACGGACCACAAAAGAUGAAGAAUUCAUUCGAAAAUUUGCCCUUUUUGAUGAACAGCAUCGAGAAGAGAUGCGAAAAGAGCGGCGGAGGAUUCAAGAGCAACUGAGGCGGCUUAAACGGAAUCAAGAAAAGGAGAAGCUUAAGGGUCCUCCUGAGAAAAAGCCAAAAAAAAUGAAGGAGCGUCCUGAUUUAAAACUGAAAUGUGGCGCGUGUGGUGCCAUUGGGCACAUGAGGACAAACAAAUUUUGCCCCCUCUAUUAUCAAACAAAUGCUCCACCUUCUAACCCUGUAGCCAUGACAGAGGAGCAGGAGGAGGAGUUGGAAAAGACAGUCAUUCAUAAUGAUAAUGAAGAACUUAUCAAGGUUGAAGGGACCAAGAUCGUCUUGGGGAAACAGCUAAUUGAGAGUGCGGAUGAGGUUCGAAGAAAAUCUCUGGUUCUCAAGUUCCCUAAGCAGCAACUUCCUCCCAAGAAGAAACGCCGAGUUGGAACCACUGUUCACUGUGACUAUUUGAAUAGACCUCAUAAAUCCAUCCACCGGCGCCGGACAGACCCUAUGGUGACACUGUCAUCCAUCUUGGAGUCUAUCAUUAAUGAUAUGAGAGAUCUUCCAAAUACAUACCCUUUCCACACUCCAGUCAAUGCAAAGGUUGUAAAGGACUACUACAAAAUCAUCACCCGACCAAUGGACCUACAAACACUCCGUGAAAAUGUGCGUAAACGGCUCUACCCAUCUCGGGAAGAGUUCAGAGAGCAUUUGGAGCUAAUCGUAAAAAAUAGUGCAACCUACAAUGGGCCAAAACACUCAUUGACCCAGAUAUCUCAAUCCAUGCUGGAUCUCUGUGAUGAAAAACUUAAAGAGAAAGAAGACAAAUUGGCUCGCUUAGAGAAAGCUAUUAACCCCUUGCUGGAUGAUGAUGACCAAGUGGCAUUUUCUUUCAUUCUGGACAACAUUGUCACCCAGAAAAUGAUGGCAGUUCCAGAUUCUUGGCCAUUUCAUCACCCAGUUAAUAAGAAGUUUGUUCCAGAUUAUUACAAAGUGAUUGUCAAUCCAAUGGAUUUAGAGACUAUAAGGAAGAAUAUUUCGAAGCACAAGUAUCAGAGUCGAGAGAGCUUUCUAGAUGAUGUAAACCUUAUUCUGGCCAACAGUGUUAAGUACAAUGGGCCUGAGAGUCAGUACACUAAGACUGCUCAGGAGAUUGUGAACGUCUGUUACCAGACAUUGACUGAGUAUGAUGAGCAUUUGACUCAACUUGAGAAGGAUAUUUGUACAGCUAAAGAAGCAGCUUUAGAAGAAGCAGAAUUAGAAAGCCUAGACCCAAUGACACCAGGGCCCUACACACCUCAGCCUCCUGAUUUGUAUGAUACCAACAUAUCCCUCAGUAUAUCCCGAGAUGCCUCUGUGUUUCAAGAUGAGAGCAAUAUGUCUGUCCUGGAUAUUCCCACUGCCACUCCAGAAAAGCAAGUAACACAGGAAGGUGAAGAUGGAGAUGGUGAUCUUGCAGAUGAAGAGGAAGGAACUGUGCAACAGCCUCAAGCCAGUGUCCUAUAUGAGGAUUUGCUUAUGUCUGAAGGAGAAGAUGAUGAAGAAGAUGCUGGGAGUGAUGAAGAAGGAGAUAAUCCUUUCUCUGCUAUCCAGCUGAGUGAAAGUGGAAGUGACUCGGAUGUGGGAUCUGGUGGGAUAAGACCCAAACAGCCCCGCAUGCUUCAGGAAAACACAAGGAUGGGCAUGGAAAAUGAAGAAAGCAUGAUGUCCUAUGUGGGAGAUGGCGGGGAGGCUUCCCAUGGUUUGGAGGAUAGCAACAUCAGUUAUGGGAGCUAUGAGGAGCCUGAUCCUAAGUCGAACACCCAAGACACAAGCUUCAGCAGCAUCGGUGGGUAUGAGGUAUCAGAGGAGGAAGAAGAUGAGGAGGAAGAGCAGCGCUCUGGGCCAAGUGUACUAAGCCAGGUCCACCUAUCAGAGGACGAGGAGGACAGUGAGGAUUUUCACUCCAUUGCUGGGGAAAGUGACUUGGACUCUGAUGAAUGAGGCUUCUUUUGGGCCUCCUUGGUCAGCCUUACCUGUUCUCCAGGCUAGGUGUCACCUUUUCCUGGUUUAUUUAUAUUUGUACAAUGUCUGAUCCUGAAAUCACCAGAUUAACACCUUAGCCUUUAAAAAAUAGUAAAUGAUGUGGCGGACACCUGUAGUCUC